Messenger RNA from Beta vulgaris subsp. vulgaris (sugar beet), 1038 nucleotides. RefSeq names its product 23 kDa jasmonate-induced protein. The record is from RefSeq and is a predicted model, not a curated record. Bases 173 to 778 code for a protein of 201 amino acids. The transcript has 3 exons. Lineage: Eukaryota; Viridiplantae; Streptophyta; Magnoliopsida; Caryophyllales; Amaranthaceae.
UUUGCAUCAAACCCUUCUAUAACUACAACUUAGCUACUUCUCCCCCUUUUAACAUAUUUUUCAUCCUUUCUCUUGGAGUCUUGGUCAAUCAUCAGUCAUCAGGUUUGGAAAAUCAAGAAGAAAUGGGUUAAGCAUCUUUGGAACUCCAAUCACAGUAGCAACGCUGAGAGCAAUGCCUGAAUACCAAGGCAGCAACUCAAUAAGCCAGAAAGACCGGGCAAAGGUCGCACUCGAGAAGAUGAAUGCAGAAGGCAAGGCCAUGGAUGCUCGAAACUUCUUGGAGAAGUUGCAAACUCGAUUUGCUGAAAGUGAUACUGUGAGCACGAUGUGUAUGAUUUACAAUGCAACUGGUGAAACUAUGACUUUCGUUAUUGCUCGUGAUUGGAAGGGUCGUGUUUGUGAGUCUGCGUACCCAGUGAUCGUUGCGAAUGGGCAAUGGGGUGUCUUCUUGCAUGGCCAGUACUACAACCAGGACAAAAAUUCUAGAGCUGGCAUUGUUUACUCUGCCCUCAACAAUCAAGGGAAUGAAAAACACUGGUUUAUGGGGUUUUCUAGCUCAACUCAAGGCAGUUACAAUCAGGUGUAUGUAGAAAUUCGCGAACCAGGACACUAUGAGCAACCAGAGAGCAAGGGAAUCUGGCAAGCUCUUGACACCAAGUUGAGUAAGGGGAAUUUGGUUCAUCAGGAAAAAGAAGGAGAAGGAUUAAUAUGCGGAUCAAUCGGCAAUACUGCAAAACCAGUAUUCGAGGCAAUCAUGACACUGCCUGAAGCUAAGUAAAACAUGCCAUGCACUUGCUGUGUGGAUGUGGAUACUUAUUAUCUUACUAUUACUAUAAUCCUUUGUGAAACUAUAUUUGGGCCAAUUCGCUUGUAAACCCUAUGCUAGUGCACUUGAUGCUUAGUACAUGCCCUUAAGGCUCGGUUAAAUAAGGCCCUCUUUCAUUAUGUUGUUUUUUCAACUCUACCGUGUGUACUUCCAGCUAUACGCUGGGAUUGCUUCUUUUUUCCCUUAUAAAUAAUAUGUGUCCUAUGCUUUAA